Neurospora tetraspora is the source of this 2225-nucleotide messenger RNA. RefSeq names its product Alpha/Beta hydrolase protein. The transcript has a single exon. The coding region runs from base 374 to 2029 and encodes 551 amino acids. NCBI's taxonomy places the organism in Eukaryota, Fungi, Ascomycota, Sordariomycetes, Sordariales, Sordariaceae. The record is from RefSeq and is a predicted model, not a curated record.
AGACCAAGAGCCGAACCGCAGGCCCGGAGAUGGUGGGCGGUUGCACCCAUCCACUCCGACGUCACUCCGAUCAUCCUGUGCUUUUUGAUUGCGUGAUGAGUUACAGAGUAUUUGAAUGUCUCCUGUCUCUCAACUCAGAAAACUAAACAUUCUCAGCAGGUGACUGAGUGAUCUUUUCCCAUCCCAUUGCAUCCCAUUGCAAACAUCCCGGUGUAAACAAAUCAUCACCAAAUACUUCCUCAGCUCCCGGACUUACAGGCCCACAGCGGGAGUUGGACAUCGGGUCUUAGCGGAUUGCUCCACCAAGAACGACUUGGCGAACAUCCAGACAUCAACCUCAUCAAGUCCGGUAUCUCAAGAGACACCAGCAGCAAUGGCGGCAGCAAAGAACGGACAAGGCAUGCUCUACGUGACGAUGCAGCCCCAGGAGGGCCUCUCGCUCGACCAGUUCCACGAGUGGUACAACAACGAGCACGGCCCUACCCGUCUGCGUCUCCCCCAGAUCUUUUCCAACGGCCUGCGCUACCAGGCCACCGACGGCCAGCAGCCGCACUUCCUGGCCGCCUACGAUGUGACCGACAUGGCCCACCUCCUGACGCCCACCUACCUCGAUCUGCGCGCCAACCGGUCCUCCCGUGAGGCCGAGACCAUCGGCCAGGUCAAAGUCGACCGUUUCUUCUUCGACCUCGUCUGGACCCAGGAAGCCUCGUCCUUCAAGCCGGCCGAGCAGUGCACUAACGCCGAAGCAGAGGGCCGCGUUCUGGUGGCUGUCGACGUCUCGCUCAGCCUGGCCAACGAGCCCGACGCCGCCGCCGAGAAAGUCAUCCAGUGGUACGAGGAGGAACACAUCCCCAUGCUGUCCAAGAUCCCCGGCUGGUUGCGCAGCCGGGUGCUGCGGACGCCUUCUUCUAUCGAAGGCUCCAACGCCGGCGAGACCAAAAUCAUCACCCUCCACGAGUACGCUCCCCAAAACGGCCUCGGCGGCCCCGAGCACAAAGCCUCCAUGGACACCCCCUGGCGCACCGAGGUUUUUGACAAGUACAUCACCGAAAAGGGCCGAAGGACUUACUCCCUCUUCUACGUCUUCGGGCCCGCGCCCCGCGAUCUGGAGCACCUCUCCCGCUUGCCCGCCUCCAAGGCCUUCUCCGCUGCUGCCCCCCGCCUCACCACCACCGCCGGCUCGGAGGGGCCCAUCAUCUCCAGCUACAUCACCACCCCCCACGACGGCCUGACCAUCCCCUACCAGCUGGAAGGUAACCCCUCUCCCACCGCCCCCGUCAUCGCCUUCUCCAACUCCCUCCUCACUUCGCUGCACAUGUGGGACCACCUGGUCAAGCUGCUUAAGCAAGCUCGGCCCGAUCUGCGGAUCCUGCGGUAUGACACGCGUGGAAGACACGCUAUCUCCUCCCCCCCGCAGCCUGCCACUUUGGAUCUCCUAGCCGACGACCUCGCCUCCCUCCUCGACGCGUUGCGCAUUGAUAAGCUGCAGACGCUAGUCGGUGUAAGCAUGGGCGGCGCCACGACGCUCAAUUUUGCUAUCCGCCACCCUUCUCGUCUCGGCAAGUUCGUGGCGUGCGACUUUAACGCUGCUUCAUCAGAAGCCAACACGCAAGCGUGGAAAGACCGUAUCGCUGUCGCUGAGUCUGAUGAGGGGAAGGGGCUUAAAGAAAAAUUGGCGGCGGUGACGGUGGAGAGGUGGUUCCACCCCAACACAAUGGAGAAGAAGAGGGAGACGGUGGAGUGGAUGACGGAGAUGGUUGCGGGGAAUGAUGUGGAGGGUUUCCGGUGGUCUUGUCAGGCGUUGUGGGGGUAUGAUUUGAGGGAGAAGAUGAAGGGUGUCAAAGAGGUGGAGGGGUUGUUUGUGGUGGGGGAUGGGGAUGGUAAGGGGGCGUUGGUUAAGGCUAUGGAGGGUUUCAGGGGGUUGCUUGGAGACAAGGGAGGGGAGUUAAAGGUGGUGAAGGAGGCGGGGCAUUUGCCGAUGUGUGAGAGCCCGGAGGGGUUUUGGGAGGCUGUUAGGGAUUUUAUUUGAGGGAGGAAGUGGUUGGAUAGGUAAAGAGUGAGAGAUGAGGGUUUGAUGGUGUUGAAGAAGUAACGAAAUGAAUGAGAAUCUGGCGUUGUCGGUUAUCAUGAAGGCUGCCUCUCGUGUUGUUGAGGUGGGCGUAUUAUGCACUUGUGGUGGGCGGAUGCAUCGAGAAUCCUUCAGGACUGCAGUGAAGCAAACAUCG